This is a messenger RNA of Apus apus (common swift), 5868 nucleotides long. RefSeq names its product fibronectin type III and SPRY domain containing 1 like (gene FSD1L). The transcript is spliced from 14 exons. The coding region runs from base 95 to 1612 and encodes 505 amino acids. The record is from RefSeq and is a predicted model, not a curated record. Lineage: Eukaryota; Metazoa; Chordata; Aves; Apodiformes; Apodidae. Gene Ontology annotation, molecular function: protein binding.
GUGCUGCCGGGCGGGCCUCGCUCCUGCCCUCCCUCCUGCCCUCCGUCCUGCCCUCGCUCCUGCCCUCCCUCCUGCCCUUCUCCCUGCCCGCAUCAUGGACGAGCAGAAGGAGACUCUGCAAAGGAUUGUGUCUACUCUAGCAAACAAAAAUGAUGAAAUUCACAACUUCAUUGAUAUGCUGAAUCAUACAAUAAAAAAUGUUCAGGUAAACUCUUCUAAUGCAAUCAGUGAGUUGGAUGAAGAAUUUGAUGGUCUGUAUUCCAUAUUGGAUGAGAUGAAGGGGAGUAUGACCAACACUAUUCAGCAAGAAGAGGCCCGUAAAAUUCAAGCCCUGCAGGAUCAGCUAAGCCAGUGUAGUAAUGCCUUAGAGAGUUCUGAAGAGCUGCUGGAACUUGCUGCACAGUCACUGGACAUAAAGGACCCUAUGGAAUUCUUAAAGGCUGCCAGACAGAUCAAAGAUAGAGUCACAAUGGCUUCAGCGUUCCGCAUCUCUCUGAAACCAAAGGUCAGUGAUAGCAUGACUCAUUUGAUGGUGGACUUCACUCUGGAAAGGCGCAUGCUCCAGGCUGUAAAGUUUUUGCCAGUCCCUAAAGCUCCAGAGAUAGAUCUAGCAGCAUGUUUGGUUGCUGACAACUGCAUAACGGUGUCGUGGAGAAUGCCUGAAGAAGACAGCAGAAUUGAUCAUUUUGUACUGGAGUACAGGAAAACCAACUUCGAUGGGCUUCCUCGAGUAAAAGAUGAACAGCGCUGGGAGCUGAUAGACUAUAUUAAAGCUACUGAAUAUACAUUAUCUGGUCUGAAAUUUGAUACAAAAUACAUGAACCUUAGAGUACAAGCUUGCAACAAAGCUGUGGCAGGGGAAUACUCUGAUCCUGUAACUCUGGAAACCAAAGCAUUUGUGUUCAGUUUGGACAGUACUUCAUCUCAUCUGAACUUAAAAGUUGAAGAUAACUAUGUUGAAUGGGAUCCUACUGGAGGCAAAGGCCAAGAAAAAAUAAAAGGGAAGGAAAAUAAAAGCAGUGGCCAGAAUCCUCUGCUGAAGAGCAAUAGAAGAAGUGGUGCACCAUCUCCAAAGAGGACAUCAGUUGGCACAAGAUCCCCAGCGAGGAGCAGCAGAGAUCAUUUUACUGGUGAAUCAUACACAGUGUUGGGAGACACUGCUUUUGAAAGUGGACAGCAUUACUGGGAGGUGAAAGCCCAGAAGGACUGCAAAUCCUACAGCGUGGGAGUAACAUAUAAAAACCUGGGGAAAUUUGACCAGCUAGGAAAGACUAAUUCAAGCUGGUGCAUCCAUAUCAACAACUGGCUGCAAACAACAUUUUCAGCAAAACAUAAUAAUAGAACCAAGACUCUAGAUUUACCUGUUCCAGACAGAAUAGGAGUAUACUGCGACUUUGACGGAGGUCAGCUCGCAUUCUAUAAUGCUAACUCGAAGGAGCUGUUACACACUUUCAGAACAAAGUUUACCCAGCCAUUAUUACCAGGCUUCAUGAUUUGGUGUGGUGGGCUUACAGUGAGUACUGGAUUGCAGGUGCCAAGUGCUGUGAAAACUCUCCAGAAAAGUGAAAAUGGAUUGAGUGCUUCAACAAGUAGCCUAAACAAUAUUGCCUAGUAAUGUCUGUUAAAUAUUUCUAUUGCUGAAUGGGUUGGUUUUUUUUCUGUGUAGCUGCUACUCACAGAAGCUUGUGAGCAUUGGAUUAAACUGCUACCUACUGCUAUUUAAGACCUGGGUACUGAUAAUGCAAAGGUUUGGGGCUAAAAUGCUAGAAACCUACUGUGAAUCCAGACAGGAGUGUCAGACAGAAAACUGAACUAACUGUUGCCUAUUUGGAAAAAAAGUGGAGAAAUCAUGACCUGUAACUAUGUACUUUUCUAAUACUGUAUUUAAGUGUUUUGUUAUGGAAUUGAAUAUUAAUUUUGGUAUUGAUAUUAUUUUUCUAUGAAGACUAUAACAAAUGCCAUUUUCUUAGCUCUCUGAACAUUAAUGACUUGACUAUUUAUUUUAUUAUUAGUGGGCUUCCCUUUAGAACUUGGGAUAUCAAACCUGUAUUUUGAAAUAAUACUAAUUUGGUAGCCUGGCCUGGCAAAAUGUCACAGCAGUAUAAUUUCAAAAGAAUACUAGAAGAAUUUGGAGGCCUGAUACGAAGAAACAGUAAGAGCAGUUUGUGAUUUUCCUUUAAUACAAAAUAAUUCUAUUUCGCAUGAGUAACUCUUUCAGAUAUAUUUAGAGUUUUGCUCCUAUUUAUCACAAAUUACAGAAAACGUAAAAAUUUAAAGUAUUUCAAAACAUUCUUAUGUCCUCAUUGAAAGUUGCAUUAUGAUAGCCAGCCAUUGAGGUAGGAAGUAUUUCAGGUCGGAGGUUCAGAAGCAGACAUCCAAAGCUUUUUAAAAACCACAGCAUGGUAUUGCUCACUCAGAAGCUCCUAAUUUUUGGUCAUCUCUUGCCUUUCCAUUUUUGUGGCAUUACUCUGGUUGGAUUGUCAUAAUCAACAAUUCAUGUUGUUCAUCAAAUGCAACUGAUCACUGAAUCUUUCUCUGCUGAUAGCAAAGCUGCAAUGCAGCCAAAGGUAGGAACCAGGGUGUCAGAACUUUGGUUUAAAUCCUUCUCCUUAAAGAAGAGGGCAUGGGCAGGAUGUAGAAGAUCUUACAGCUUUUCUUUCCAGCCAGCUUCAAGGCAGGCUAAGACUUCUCAAGCAGCCAUGUCAGUAUCAAAGCUGUCAUUGAGCAGAAGCAGCCCUAGAUUCCUGGUGAUAAGGCAGUACACUCUGAGCCCAGGCACACAUUUAUGCUACCUGUUUUGACUAGCCUAGUGAGCAUUCCUGGAAGUUUCUGGAUAAGCAGGGAAGUCCAAAAAAGUGCAUUAUUUCUUUAUCCAGCAGAAAUGUGGCUUUUAUAUAUAGCAUCCCACUCUUAACUUGCUAGCUUGAACUAUAUGCCAUGUAUAGGUUGUUAUGAGUCUGACUUCCAGAGGUUCAUACUCUAAAGAAUCUCUUUAUAGCCUCCAAUUUAACACCUUCCCAUUCUGUAAGGGCAACGAAAAAUUAAAAGAUGAACAAAUGCUUUGACAGCUAACAUACAGUCUGCUUCUGGAUCUCUGGUGAUAUAUUUUCAUUCACAUAUCAAAUGAAAUGUUGAGCCUGGAUGUUCCAUCAUCUCAGCUCCUAGUUUGGAAGCUUAGUAACAAUAGUUAAAUAAUUCAAAUGAUGGGAGAGCUAAAAAAACCCCACAACUUGUUAUAUUCUUCGUGGAAAAUCCGACUUUUAAAUGAGAAUUACCUGUGUAUUACAGACUGUUUAAAUCUACUAUCUUCCCUUAAAUCAAGUCCAGGAGACUAGAAAUAAUUUUCAGAUACACACUUGAAUCAACUGUUUCAUAACUGAAGAUUUUUUCAUAAUCUCACCUGAAAACUGUUUCAAAUUCAUGCUGGUAAGGUCCAUAAUGAAUUGGCUCCUUUCCUACAGGGCCAAAGUACUUUCUCUUCUGUGUAUCUCUUAGUCCAUAAAACAUGAGCAUCUAAUAAUCUAAUACUUUGUUAGUAUCAGUGGGUUCUUUCUGUCCAUCAGGAUUUCUCAAGAGGAGGAGAAAUUCCUUGAAACAACUCGUAAUAAACUGGUUAUGAUGUUCAGUGGAAAACUUAAAUUUUGUUCUUAAUUUUAAUACCUGAUCUGGAAAGAUUUGUUCCGCUUGAGAAAUCAAGUUGACAGGACCCUUGAGCUGUUAAGUGUUCAUUUCAUAUCUGGAACUUGAGCAUCUCUAAAUAUUUUCAUUGUGAAUAAAGUUAAUUGUAAUCUCUUUUGCAGAGGAAAGUGCAAAACAAUUCCCUGUUUAACUGUACCUUCCUCUGCCAUUUUAGUGUUUUGGGUCUUGAAAUUAUGGUACUGGAGGGUUGGUUCUUAAAUGUUAACAGCGUCCUGAAUCUGUUUCACACUUUAUGUACAGAUGAUGUUGUUAUCCAGAUAGCCUGUGUAGUAAUCUUAAAUAUUUCUUCCUCCUUUAUUUCCUUUUUACUGCAAUGAACACCUGACUGUCAGUUCUAGGGGCUCAGCUGCUGUGAAUUCAGUGGUAUGUGAGGGAGUGAGACUUGAAGGCUUGGACCCUGGUGGUGUUUAGAGAAAGGAAGAUUAUGACAGAUGCUUCUUGUUUUGAGACUCGUUCUGCUGAAUGACUCUGGUAAACAGACAUUGAAAUAGUCUAGUACCUGUUGACGCUGCCCAGUCACUGGCUUGAUCUUGGGUGUUCAGUUACAGUUCCUAUUUAGGCUUUCCUUUUUGGAAAUAAAGGGAAUGUUUACAAGAAUUUAAUGUGUAAUGACAACAAACCAUGAGUAAUCUCCAACCCUACAUAAGAGCAUAUAAAUUAUUAAGUUCUUUUUUGAGGAAGUUGUAGUGCAACCUGCAAGGUAAAUUUGAUAUGCACAAUGUAAAAAUGUAAUUUUUCUUGGACAGUUAUAAGAAGGCUUAAGUAUUUCAUACUGUGACUUGUGACUCGCAAGUUUUAAAUGUAAUUUUUCUUGGACAGUUAUAAGAAGGCUUAAGUAUUUCAUACUGUGACUUGUGACUCACAAGUUUUAGUUUAACGGAUGUCCUAGAUGAACUUAAUGUGAAUUUUUACCCUUAAAAGAUGAGUUUGUAAUAUAAUAGUUUGCACAGAUGUCAAAUUUUUGCUGCUAACAGCUAGUCCAAUUGUUUUUAGUAAAUGGGGAUAUGAAGAAUUGCCUUAAGCACUUUAGAUUAUUUUUUUUUUAGAGUCUUUUUUUCUGAGCUAGUGUCUGUCCUUACCAAUAUAUUGGUGAUACUUCAUUGCAGUUGGCCCACUGUUUGUACUUGCAGCUAGGGAGGGAUGCAUGCAGCCUAUGAAGUUACUUUUUUCCUAGGGAGUCCACUUCAGGGUCCGGAGGCAUUGUUCUUUGGCAGGGGAGUAGACCUUUUGAAGGUCUGUAGUUUUGCCCAGCAGUUAAUGCUAAGUAUAGUAUGCCUGGUGACUUUAAUACUCCUUGAGCCUCUCUCCCCUGGAGUUGAUGCUCUUUGGUGGCUCGACAGGAGUUUUCUUCUGUAUGACCAAAAUGAGAUUGAAUUUAAAAGAAAACCAAACAUUGGUUACUGGUAGUAUUUCAAAGUCAAAAUAACUUCAGAAUAAGGAAUGAGGAACUGAAGGUUUCCUUUGAAUUUCUAAUAGAUCAGAAAACUGUAGCUUUCAUUGUUUUCAUGGAGAGAUGUGUGAACUGCAGGAGGGGAUGUUAAUUUCAGAAGGGAUGAUUUAAAAUCAUCCCAGUGAUAGGUGCUUCUCCACAUACCAAACAUGGAUGGCAGAGGUUGACAGGAUUAUUUCUUUAGCCAUCCUCUAAGCAAAAAAAAAGUAGAGGCUAAUGUGCAAAUCCUCUUUCCUCCCCCCUGCAGUCUCCCACGCUGCCGCUGUUUUGUAUUAAGACUGGAGAAACUAACCGGUUCCGUCAGGAAGAGCAUCUAACUUAGCAAUAUUUUAGUCCGAUAACAGGUUAUAAACGUGACACUUUGACAGACACUUGUUCAUCAUUGCCACCCAGCCUCCCUGGAACUCUUAACAGUCUGGAUGCCCUGCUAGAGGGGGAAGCCUGGGUGUGGUUUUCCCUUCUGCCGAGCCGGGCUGAUCCUCCAUCGCCUGGUGACCCCGCAGCAAGGCCGGUGCGGGGUCUGCCCAGGCACUGCCUGCCCGUACCUCAGGUAUCGUCUGCCAGCUUCCCCCCUCGCCCCCCGGAGAGCACCCCGAGGCAGGAGGCGGCCUCUCGCUGCCCACAGCUCGGAGCCGCCUGGGAAACCGCCGAGUAUUUCCAUGUCUUUGACUUGUGUGUGAUGCAAGCUUUUUGUAUUAAUACAGAAGUUUGAAAUCUGA